UAUAUUCUUUCAUUUCCCACCUUCUCCCUACCAAACUACACAGAUAAUCAGAGAUGUCAUUGAUUACAAAAUCAAUCUCCACUACCAAAAGCUUAUUUCACAAAACAAUCCAAACUUUCAAGUCUUUCUUCCCUUCUGCCGAUCACCAUCAUUACAUCAGGCUACCAAAGAUCACUACUCCCUCAUUCAACGCCUUUUGUUGCGGCACCCACAUGGAUGAUGAUCCGGUGAAGAUCAAAAGUAAUGGACAGGGACAAAGAUUGCCGGAGAAGAAGCCGAGUGGCAGCCCGGAAAAGAAGAAGGAGUACUACCCAGAAGAGAAAAGAGAGGAGCAAGCGGGUUCAAGGUCUGUCAACGGUGAUGAUGAUCGAGGAAGGAGGUGUUUGGUGUUGCAGAAGUUGAGGGAGUUAAAGAUGAUCUGGAGGAGUGAUGUGGAUUAUGUGUUGGAUAUAGAAGAAGUCCUCCAUUACUAUUCUCGCCUUACCUGUCCGGCUUAUCUAGACAUCAUUGACAAGUUUUUCAUGGAAAUAUACCCAGAAUUCUUUCGUCUUCAACAGCCUCUGACGCCAACGACUAUCAACUGCUCAAAGCCAACAUCACUUGUCAGGUCAUACGCUUGAUUGGUAUUUGUUGUUGAUGAAGGAGAUCAUUUAGGCCAUGACGAUCACACGGAGGAGAUUGGAGAGUUCAAUUGAUGACAUAGUUUGAUGUAAUUAAUUUCCAAAUUUCUUGGUUAAUAGCUUGGAUUUGUUCAUUUAACUGUUAACAAAUUGAUGCAUUCAACUAAUAUGA
Carica papaya (papaya) is the source of this 792-nucleotide messenger RNA. RefSeq lists its product as uncharacterized. The record is from RefSeq and is a predicted model, not a curated record. NCBI's taxonomy places the organism in Eukaryota, Viridiplantae, Streptophyta, Magnoliopsida, Brassicales, Caricaceae.